GGACGCGUGGAGACCCGAUGAUGAUGAUGAUGAUUAUGAUGAUGAUGAUAAUAUUCGACUAGUUUCCAUCGUAAAAAAAAUUCGGCGCUCGUGCGUUGACCGCUGCCUCGUGACGACACCGACGGGCGCGCUCCCGCGAUUCCAUAGAGAGAUAGAUAGAGACGGAGCGCGCGCUCGCGCGGGGUUUAGUUGACUGUGCAAGCGUCAGGUUGUUGGUCUGAAAGUUCAGCGUUUCAACACGACGCGGAUUCUCACUCGGUUUUCAUUAUUGCUAUGUAAAUUUUAUUUUAUUUUAUUAAUGUUGAUUUUUCCUCGCAUUUUUAACCCCGUCAUCUUUUAAUAAGGACCACCGAGUUUGCUUCCUAACCUGCUUUAGCCGGUGAUCACUCUACAUAAUGACUUCAGGAGCCACAUCCGAAAAGAAAAGUGCCGAUGUGGGAGGUUCUGUUGUCGAUCACCUGACACCUCUACACACUGUCUCCUAAGGUAAAGGCAGUCAGUAUCAGUGCUGCUGUCAGUACCAGGGGUGUGAAGAGACAUCGGAGAAGGUUAACAGCCCCCACCACCACUACCACCCCUGCUGUUCAACUAACAAGAUCAGCUUCGUGGGACGUUCAUCUGUGCUCCACAAACGGACCUGCCCCCCAACCCGACACCUGUGAUUGGUCAAUCCAUUUUGUUCCAUGUAUCACCAGAUAAGCUCUUUCUCAGGUGUCCGAUUGAAAUCAUGAAGAAAAAUGCAGAGCAAAGAGAAAGCAGACACACAGACAGAGCUGUGAGAGGAGGAAGGCGAGGUGUCGCGAUGCGGCACGCUGUAGGCGGGAGAAGGAGACGGAGGUGUUUAAUCAGCUGGCCAAUCAGCUUCCUCUCCAUCACAGCAUCACAGAGAGCCUGGAUAAAGCCUCGGUCAUCCGCCUGACACUGAGUUACCUGCAUCUGCGCUCGGCUCUCAACACAGUGAUGAUGGGCGAGCUGUCCGAUUUGGACAGUCAGUGGACCGCUUUUUGUCUAAAGGCCCUUGAUGGUUUUCUCAUGAUCCUCUCUCAGGACGGAGAUGUCGUUUACACAUCAGAAACCGUCAGCAAGUGUCUGGGGAUUUCUCAGAUCGAUCUGUCAGGACAGAGUGUGUAUGAUUUCACACACCCAUGUGACCAUGAAGAGAUCAGAGAAAUGCUGCUUAACAAAACAGGCUCCUGUAAGAAAACAAAAGAUGAGCAGAGUUUUCUAUUGCGGAUGAAGUGCACUCUGACCAGUAGGGGGCGCACUGUCAACCUCAGAUCUGCUACAUGGAAGGUUCUCCACUGUUCUGGUCACGUUCGUGUUGAGUGCACACGGAACAGUGAGUGUGAAGAGAGCAAUGUGCCCGUCUCAUACCUGGUGCUGAUCUGUGAGCCGAUUCCACAUCCGGCCAACAUUGAGGUUCUUCUAGACUCCAGAACGUUCCUGAGCAAGCACACGCUUGACAUGCGCUUCUCCUACUGUGACGAGCGGAUAACAGAGUUGUUGGGUUAUGACCCUGAGGAUCUCCUUCAACGUUCUGUGUAUGAAUUCUAUCACGCUCUGGAUUCAGACAGUCUCACCAAAACACACCACAACUUGUUUGUAAAAGGUCAGGCGUGUACAGGUCAGUACCGUAUGCUGGUGAAGGGUGGAGGCUUUGUGUGGGUGGAGACUCAGGCCACCAUCAUUUACAACAGUAAAAACUCCCAACCACAGUGUGUGAUCUGCCUCAACUAUGUCCUCAGUGGCGUUGAAGAACCCGAGCUCAUUCUUUCCCUCCAUCAGUCAGCAAUGAAGCAGGAAAAGGAAGACGGGGGCGGGACAAAUCGAGAGCCAGGGAGCCAGGAAGCAGUGACUGAGAUAAAGGAGAAGACAGAGGAGAAGGAAGAGGGAGAAACAGAUCUACAGGCUGUCAGUGACAUCACACUGGACUUCAAUAACACUGGAACAUCAGCACUCGAAGAUGCUCCUCUCUACAACGACGUCAUGCUGCCGUCCACCAGCGUCCUGUCACCUCUGUCAUCACCUACCGAUCCACCCCGUGCCGCUCUGCCUCGGCUGGAUGACUUCCCCUUCCCAUCAUCCGCCCACGGUUCCACACAGACGGUGGAGGAUCUGGAGUUGGAGAUGUUGGCGCCGUACAUCUCCAUGGAUAACGAUUAUCAGCUCCACAUGCACACACAGGCAGACAGUCUAGACAAUCUUUAUUCUGACCAGAAAAAACCCACAACACAUAUUUGUGAUGCACAACACAGAAAACAGAUGGAUGGGCAUUUGUCUUUAAGUCAGCCAAACCAGAAACGAAAAUUAGAAACUACUUCUCUACCUCAUUCCACAGGGCCGGGUUCGAUAUUUCAGGUGGUAACACACACACCUCAGGUCAAGAGGUCAAAGGUAACCGUUUUGGAGACUCGUCCACCGGCCACCAUGCCAGAGACUCUGACUAUACUGCUACUGCCCUCAGACGUGUUAAACCAGUUAAUGGCAGGAGGAGCCAUCAUUAAGCCCCUCCCACACAUCGCUCGCUAAGAUGUGACGUUAACGCACCUACAACUGUAAGGAAAAUCCUGCUGUGUGUGUACGGGGGGCUGAACCUUUUAAUAUUUAACAUCUUUCAUCAUUCUAGAUACUUUGUCUAAUUUUAUUUGGAUAUUUAAAUUUAGUAUAUUUGAAUUAUUUUACAUUUAUGGCAUUUGGUGUAAACCCUCAUUUGGAGCGACUUAGUUAUCUCAUUUAUACACAUGAGCUGUUAGGGGCCUUGCUCAAGGGCCCAGCAGUGACAGCUUGGUGGUGCUGGGAAUUUAAAUCAUGGCCUUCUAAUCAGAAGUCUAACUAACCACUGAGCUACCACUUCCCUACUAUACUAUUUAUUUAAAUAUUUAUAUUUUAUUGACUUCUUUUUUAACUAUUUCAACAUCCAGUCACAUACAUGGACACAAUCACGGUUCAUUUUCUGAUAGAUACAGUUAUUUUCAAGUAUUAAAAUUUUUAGAAAAUCCCAAAAAUUUGCAAGCGAACAAAUCAGAUGUGGUAUGAUUUUUAUGUCUGUUUCACACCAACAUUAAAUCUGCCUCUAACGCCGCCUCUAAACCUACCUCAGUCUUUAACUCCGCCUCUAACCAUGACCUCUAACUAGGUCUGAGAUGUUACACUGGAGCCACGACAUGAGACGUAUCCGCCACAGGCUUCAUGAGACGCCACUAACACUGAUAAAGUCCAAUAUUUAUUUUUUUAACAACAAAUCUUAUUGGUGCAAUAUAAACACAAUGAAUUGUAAAAAAAAAAAAGCAGUAGAUCAUCAUUUGUCAUCUAUAGUGUCAUUUUUCCCCAUUAUUAACUUUAUUCCAUUGCAAUGUUUGCUAAUAUAAUAAGACUGUGUGGUAGUUUGUGCCUUAAAUGAUUAAACAUCAAAUGAGUCAUCA
Messenger RNA from Silurus meridionalis, 3422 nucleotides. RefSeq names its product hypoxia inducible factor 1 subunit alpha a (gene hif1aa). Gene Ontology annotation, molecular function: RNA polymerase II transcription regulatory region sequence-specific DNA binding; protein dimerization activity; DNA-binding transcription factor activity, RNA polymerase II-specific. Gene Ontology annotation, biological process: regulation of transcription by RNA polymerase II; cellular response to hypoxia. The transcript has 17 exons. NCBI's taxonomy places the organism in Eukaryota, Metazoa, Chordata, Actinopteri, Siluriformes, Siluridae. The record is from RefSeq and is a predicted model, not a curated record. Bases 961 to 2529 code for a protein of 522 amino acids.